AUGGAGACCAAGUUGAAGAGCGCUAUCGUGGAACUCAAUGUCACAAAUAAAAUCAAAGACGACCUUCUCAACAAGAUACCGGCUACACUGGCCGCCUCAUGCUCUCAUGAGAAUGAGUGUAUUCGCCAUGUUCUAGGGUUCGGGCACGAGCGUUGGCCAAAGGGCAUCCCUCGGGAUGAGUGGGACAAGUUGUAUGGCUCGAUGCGGUGGUAUACCGAAGAGCAGUACAAGUCUGGCGUCCCCGCAGGCUCGAAGACGCACCACCCCGACCAUAACAUGCAUGGCCAGUCUUUCAUGGAAGACGAGUUGGGUGAGAUCGUGUCUAACGAGCUUGCGAAGAUCAUUCGGGAGUAUGUCAAGGCCCUUCUCAACUGCCUGCGGAUGUUCGGGCAAGCGACAGAGACAUUUGACGGUCUCGAUGCCAUGUCUCGCGGUUUUCUCUACGUCAACCUACUCACACGGUGGCCUUUUCUCGGGCUCUGCGACAAUGGCACAUGGAAGUUGGACGCGCUGAUCUUCGCGGUGUACAGAAACUGGGCUGAGAAGCAUGGAUUGACCAAGGCCGCUAAGGAGAAGGCUGCCAAGGCUGCUUCCCAGGCUGUAAAGAAGGAGGAGGAGGCGAGAUCGAAGGAGGCUGCCAAGCUCCUGGAGGUUGCGCUCGCAACGCUCAACCUGGACAAGGCUCAAUACCAUAUUGAGAAGCGAGAAUCUAUGACACCGGCGCCAACACCCGUGUCCGAACAAGAACAAGGCACAAAGACAUCCCAGGUAGCGCCCAUGCCGCUCCCGGCGGCACCAGGUGCCGUAGUUCCCACCGCGCCGCCUUCUUCCUUCGUGGAUGGGCAUCCCGAUACUGCCACCAUCUUCGCUCCCGCUGAUUCCAUCCCCAAACCUGUUGCCGUAGAUCCCUCCCUGCUCGCUGCGCUCGCACCCAUUGCUACCUCUGUUGCACAUUCGGCUGCACAUUUGGCAGAAGGUGUGGCGAAUGGGGAACAGAUGCAUGAUCUGGUGGAACAGGCAGGCGCGCCUGAGAAUGUUGCGGGUGCAUUCGUACAGCAGAAGACGGACACGCCGACCAUUGCGCCGCCACAACCUGCCCAUACUGCUCCGACAAACCCUCUACCCGAAACAGUACCGCACGCACGCGCUACCGACGCCACUCAACACCCUGCACCUGUCGCCCUACCGGGGUGCACAACCUCGAGCCCCGCAACUCAGGCCAGUACUCUCCCUGUCAAUCGUGGCAGGGUCCGCCCAGCACCUGGUGAUCCCGAGGAGCGCCCGCCCAAGAAGUUUAAAGGCCCUCUCCUCAAAGAUGACACGACACAGUCCCAGGCCAAAUCGGAGAGGGGAGAGUAUCUCAGGUCCCUUCAACAGGAUCCGAAACUCAGAGACACACUGACGAAGGCGGAGGCGCUCGAACGGUGGAAAACCGUUCAGGCAGAUCCCGCUCAACUCGAGCCUUGGAAGAAAGCGCUCGCGGUGUCUCGUGCCAAAGCAAAGGCCGAAAAGUCGAAGGGGACAGGGUGA
Molecule: messenger RNA, 1530 nt
Organism: Peniophora sp. CBMAI 1063
Lineage: Eukaryota; Fungi; Basidiomycota; Agaricomycetes; Russulales; Peniophoraceae
Source: the annotation of a GenBank genome assembly